CUAGACUGGUACCUAGUUGUUAGACAGACCAUCCCAAGAAAAUCUUGGUAAAGGAUCUCAUCAUCAAACAAUAACCAACAGGACAACCAUUCACUUCACCUUCACCACUUCACUUCCCUCUCUCUCUCUCUGAGUGUCAUUUGCUUUGCUUUAGUUGCUAUCUCUCUGUCAUCACCACUUACAGAAGGUCAGCAACCCAACUCAAGUACGAGGUUGAAGGUCAAACCUUUUGUGUCAGGUUGAGCUAAGUCCAUGGUUCUGGAGGAUUGUACUUUGUUGCUGUUUAAAAAGAACUUGGAUAAGGUUUUAUUUUCUGGUUUUUGAUCCAAAGACGUUUCCUUUGCUACAUCAAAGCGUCUGCUUAGAUGAAAAUAUUUAGCUUUUCCCGUAGGCGCAUGAAGCUUGGCAGAGUGAAGAAAGUACAACUUUCAGAGUCUGCUCAUGGAAUUAAGAGUCCUAUAAGACCGCCCAAACGAAGCAACACUGCCAAUGUAGAGUCCACUAUGCCUGCUAGUAGUCAUUCUCAUGAAUUUGACUCCCACAGUCCAACUGUCCCUGAGAUUAAUUCAUCAGUGAACUCUGAGAAUUGGAUGGUGUUGUCAGUUGCUGGGGAAAGGCCUGUGCCACGCUUUAAUCAUGCAGCUGCUGUGGUGGGGAACAAGAUGAUAGUGGUUGGUGGUGAAUCUGGGAAUGGAUUGUUAGAUGAUGUGCAGGUUCUUAAUUUUGAUAAUUUUUCCUGGACCACAGCAUCAUCCAAGCUUUACUUGUCCCCAAGCAGUCUACCAUUGAAGAUCCCUUCAUGCAAGGGCCAUAGUCUGGUUUCAUGGGGGAAAAAUGCCCUCCUGGUUGGAGGCAGAACUGACCCUGGGAAUGACAGAGUUUCAGUAUGGGCAUUUGAUACAGAGACAGAAUGUUGGUCAGUUAUGGAAGCAAAAGGAGAAAUACCGGUUGCUCGAAGUGGUCACACUGUGGUCAGGGCAAGCUCCGUUUUAAUCCUUUUUGGGGGUGAAGAUGCUAAAAAGAAGAAACUGAAUGACCUACAUAUGUUUGAUCUGAAGUCUUCAACAUGGCUCACCCUUCAAUGCACGGGAACAAGACCAUCUCCAAGAUCCAAUCAUGUGGCAACUCUUUAUGAUGAUAAAACUCUUUUCAUCUUUGGUGGAGCAUCAAAGUCCAAGAUACUGAAUGACUUGUACUCACUUGACUUUGAAACGAUGGUAUGGUCUAGAAUAAAGAUACGUGGUUUUCAUCCGUCGCCAAGAGCUGGUUGCUGCGGAGUUCUGUGUAGAACAAAAUGGUACAUAUCAGGCGGUGGAAGUAGGAAAAAAAGACAUACAGAGACUUUCAUCUAUGAUGUUUUAAAGUCUGAGUGGUCUGUGGCCAUUGCAUCACUUCCAUCUUCAAUCACAACUAACAAGGGAUUUAGCCUAGUACUCGUGCAGCACAAGGAUAAGGAUUUUCUUGUUGCAUUCGGCGGAUACAAAAAGGAGCCAUCAAAUCAGGUUGAAGUACUGAUCGUUGAGAAGAAUGAAUCAUCCAUGGGCUGGCGAUCUACUCCUGGUAAAUCUGCGGGACAAAUGCAGUUUGGAAAACGCUCGUCAUCUGCAGGGUCGGCUAGCCAACCUGUUAACGGUUCUUCCCAACGUUUGGUUAACUCUGCUGCAAGACAAAAUCUAGCGUCUGUAAUUGAACAUGAUUCUGGUAGAAGAUCGUUGUCAGAGUUGUCACUUGUGGAUCAAAAUCCUCUUUCUGGAAAAGUCUCACUACGGAAGCAAUUUCAUAAUAUGGAAGAAUACAACACAGCUGUUAGAAUAACAAAGUGUUCAGAGGACAUAAGUUCUAUUCUACAGGCAAUAGAACAAAAAACAAAUCAAUCUGAUACGGGAAUUCAGAUUCAUGCUCCUGGGACCAAAAUCAGUUCAGACAAAUCACUCCUAUUUGGAUCUGAAAGUUCAAAUCCCCAGGUUAAACGGAUCAUAAAUGUUCCUGUUGAUAAUGAUAAUUUUGUAUUUCCAGAAGCGGAUGAUAAAUCAGGAGCCGUAUCAGCUCCUUCAAGCAUAUAUCAAUUUUAUGAGACAAGAAUGGCUGCCCUUAGUAGAAAAAAUGGAAUUUUAGAAGUACAGUUGGCAGCUGCAUCAGCAAGCCAAGACAAUGCAGAAAGAAAUUUAGCUUCCUCUCUCAAGAGCAAAGAGGAGAUGGAGAAAAGAUUUGCAGACACAAUGAAGGAGAUGGAAUUGCUAAAAGAGAAACUAGCUGGUACAGAACUUGCUCAAGAAGAGGCCAACAGGUUAUCUAACAUAGUCCACUCAGACAAUGUAAGGCUCGAACAUGAUGUGGCUUUCCUUAAGGCUGUUCUAGAUGAUACUCAAAAGGAGCUGCUCUCGGCCAGAGGAGUCCUUGCAGGGGAGAGGGCCAGAGCAUUCCAACUACAGGUUGAAGUUUUCCAUCUCAAACAAAGGUUGCAAUCCAUGGAGCACCGAGCACCCACUCCUAGGAAACCAUUCAAUGUAUAGUGUCAGACUGAAUCUGACUCGUUACAGUCAUAUCCAUAUAUCUAUUUCUGACUAGUUACUGUCAUAUCCAUAUCUAUUUGCCAUACAAGAUGGUAGGAGGAACAGUUUGAAUCAACAAGUGUUCAAUCUGCCUGGAACUGAGCCUACGUCUGCUGAACAAAGGCAUGGAUAUUCAUAUUCAUUUGGUAAUUUACUAUGUACAUAUGUAUAUCGACCAUGUCACAUGUUUCCUUGGACGCAAUCUCUUCUUCUAGUUUGAAGAAACCCCUGCUGUUCAAUACUAAUGACCUAUGGCAUGGCUUUGAUC
Messenger RNA from Durio zibethinus, 2820 nucleotides. RefSeq lists its product as uncharacterized. NCBI's taxonomy places the organism in Eukaryota, Viridiplantae, Streptophyta, Magnoliopsida, Malvales, Malvaceae. Gene Ontology annotation, molecular function: protein binding. The record is from RefSeq and is a predicted model, not a curated record.